GUGAUUUGUGAAGUCCUCUUCUGUUCUGAAGGUACUAUAAUUUCUGUUUUCCAUCUGAAGUCAAGUCCCAACCUAUCUGUAAAGCAAGGGCGAGCAACUUUUUCUACACAGACCAAAGAGUUGGGUGGAAAGACUGAUAUUGUUGGACAGAUCAGAGAAAUUGUUCUUGUAGGAAAAGCACUGGCAGUACAAGCCUAUGAUUUUAGUAAUGGAUUCUACAGAUUCAACUUGUUCGAUGUAUUCUGUUGCUCGGUGAACGUGAUAUUACAAUUAGCUCAAGCAGAGUUUUGUGUGACCAUGACAGGAACAGGUUUUGCAACUGUAACUCUGAAAGGGUAGAGCUUUGUGCUGUGUAAAAGAAUGCAAGUUUCCUGUGUGGGUCACCACAAUACUUUUUUCUCAUCUCUCAGUUGCCCUGUUUCAGUCUGAUGUUAAUGAUCACUUUGGCAUCCUGCAGAGUCACAUAUGGAGACCAGGACAGAUGCACCACCUGUUCUGCUAUUACAUUUCAGCUUCCUCCUGUGGAAUUAAGGUAAACCGCCCCAAUUUUCUUGUCCAAAUGCUCAAAGGACUUUUGUUUUUAAAUCAGUAUGUCUCUGACAUAGAUCAAAUGCAUCUGUAUUGCUUUUAUUGACGGUGCUUGCAGUGAAAGAGAGAAAUGCGUUCUGUAAGUUGCCCCACUACAAUUACCCAUGUCUAUCCAUUUCCUACAUAAGGAAAUUUAAUUCCUCAUCUUUGUCAUCUCAGUCAAGACUAAGUUGCUUACUUAUAUUAGUUGAUGUGCAGAAUGCUAGAUAACUUCACUUGCCUGCGAAAGCAACAUCCCCUGUCUAACAUUGACCUACCUAGUAUCCGUCACAGAAGCAGUUUAAUCACAAAAGAUAGAGCUCUUCAUGAGCUAUUGUCCUUGCUUAAAUGAUUUUGUAUUCCAGAAGGCUGAUUUAGGACAUCAUUCCUUCUAUGUAUUACCCUUCCGCUAAUAUGGUCUGUUGUUCGAAAUGAUUCCAAACUGCUGGGAGGAAAGCUCUAUUGACCUUCAGGGAAAUUCAGAUCCAGACCUGGACUUUGCAGUUAACUGGACUUCUAAAUUUCAAGAAAAGCAAAGUAAAAAAAAGCAACACUUAGAAGCGUGUGACGGGAAUAUUAAGGAGCACAUUUAUCUGAAUGUGAAACACAGCGCUUCUUCCAAGAAACUGAUGAUAAGACAAAGAACAGAAAAGAAGAACAUCACGAACAAAGAUUCUCCUGUUUCAUGUACUACCUGCUGGAGUAUUGCAGUGAUUCUAGGGAUCCUCUUCUUGGCAUUGCUGGGAACAACAGUGGGUUUUAUUAUCAAGGGCUGUGCAUGUCCACGCUGCCCUGAGCAGUGGAUGGCCUACAGAGAGAGCUGCUACUCCUUCUCCAAGGAGAAGAAGGACUGGAAUUCCAGCCGGGAAUCCUGCCGGGCACAGGGAGCUCGUCUCCUGGUGAUCAGCGAUACCAGCGAAAUGGACUUCUUCCAGACGAUGCAAACUGAAUUGUACUGGAUUGGUUUGAAGAAUAGCACUGGUGGUGACUGGGCCUGGGAAGAUGGCUCAAAACUGAGUGGCAAAAAGGUCCUGUCCAACAGCCCUGUGCAGAAGUGCGCCGGUCUGCUGAAAGGUGCCAUCCGUGCUUCCAGCUGUGAAAUCCUUGCCCCAUGGGUCUGCGAGAAAUCUCUUCAGUGACCUCUGUGGACCUUGUGGACCUUUGGAAAGCUGUGCUAAUGCUUGGUCCCUCUGAAGGUGACUCAGGAAGAUUCUCUGGGAGAGUGCCUGGCUGUGCUCCUUGCUGCUGUGACACCUGCCUUAGUGCAAGGAAUGAAUGUAGCUGCAGCCAAAGCCCUGGCAUGAGCAGCCGGAGGUCUGAGUGCUGCUCCCGGCUCCACUCAGGAUCACACCGGUGAGGUUCUUAUUCAUAGCCAUUGGCUGGUGACAGACAGUCUUCAAAGUGGUAGAGAAGGGGCAGGAGAGACUUCUCUAAGUCUCUCUCAGUCAUUUUCAGAGAUACUUGAGCACUGUCACUGGAAUGCUGUCCUGGCAUCAGAAAUCCUAAGGAGAGAUGGGAUUGUAAUCUGUGAGCUCGUGCAAACUCUGGGCUGAUUUCUCUCAUGUGAACGUUGGUGUCAUACACCAAGGCUGAAAACUAGCCUGAAGUUUGAAGCAGGCCUGCUUUUGCAAGUGGUUGAAUCAGAUGAUAUCCAGAGGUCCCUUCUAACCCAAAUUCUUCUGUGUUUUUUGUUUGUACCUGGAGAAAACUGGAGCAUGGCACCCAGUGUUACAUUGCUGUGUAACUAGCUGGGAAGGAGUAAACCUGCUACCCUGCUGAAAUGAAAAUAAAUAUGGGUUGCUUCUAACAA
Messenger RNA from Aquila chrysaetos chrysaetos, 2377 nucleotides. RefSeq names its product killer cell lectin-like receptor subfamily G member 1. NCBI's taxonomy places the organism in Eukaryota, Metazoa, Chordata, Aves, Accipitriformes, Accipitridae. Bases 999 to 1706 code for a protein of 235 amino acids. The record is from RefSeq and is a predicted model, not a curated record. The transcript has 5 exons.